UGCCAACAUUGGGCUUCAAAGAUAAUGGGUCGAAGGAGCCGCAGAAGUUAGCAGGCCCAAAGAGACAUAUCUCAAGAGAACGAACCGGUGAGACUCUCUGUGACACCAACCGACGGCUAUGGCAACCAUUUUCAGAUUCUCACUUGGUCUACUCCCGGUUUCCGCCGCCUUGACAUGUUGCUCAAUCCGGUUCCCCGUUUCAAGACCCGCUUCGUUGAACCGUAAUCUGUAUCAUUUAUCUUCUUCUUCUUCUUCUUUGAAGACCAAAGCAGGUUGGCUACUGGGCCUCGGGGACAACAAGAAAAAGAAAGUGGAUUUACCGGAUCUCGUGGCAGCUGGAGAUCCGGUUCUCCACGAAAAGGCCCGAGAAGUCGACCCGGAAGAAAUCGGGUCGGAGCGUAUUCAGAAGAUAAUUGAUGAUAUGGUUAAAGUAAUGAGAUUGGCUCCUGGAGUUGGCCUUGCUGCUCCUCAGAUUGGUGUCCCCUUAAGAAUCAUUGUUCUUGAAGAUACAAAAGAGUAUAUUAGUUACGCAUCAAAGGAGGAGACUUUUGCUCAAGACAGACGUCCCUUUGAUCUUAUGGUAAUGGUGAAUCCGGAGCUUAAAGCGAGUAGCGACAAGAAAGCUCUCUUCUUUGAAGGAUGUGUGAGUGUUGAUGGAUUCAGAGCUGUGGUGGAGAGACACCUUGAAGUGGUAGUGACAGGCUACGAUCGUCAAGGGAAGCAGAUUCAGGUGAAUGCUUCAGGCUGGCAAGCGAGGAUUUUGCAGCAUGAGUGUGAUCAUUUGGAUGGUUAUCUUUAUGUCGAUAAGAUGAUACCACGCACUUUUAGGACAGUCGAUAACUUGGACUUGCCUCUAGCAGAAGGCUGUCCUAAACUCGGACCUCAAUGACAUAGAUAUUAAGUUUGUUAUGUAAUGUAAUGCUUUACUUCCUAAACUCUCUAAAGAUCGAGUGAGCUUCAUGUCUUCAAAGGUUGUCUUUUACGGACAGUAUUAUUAAUUUAAUUCAGAACAUAUCACACA
Raphanus sativus (radish) is the source of this 1021-nucleotide messenger RNA. Its product is annotated as peptide deformylase 1A, chloroplastic/mitochondrial. Gene Ontology annotation, biological process: peptidyl-methionine modification; N-terminal protein amino acid modification. The transcript is spliced from 3 exons. Gene Ontology annotation, cellular component: chloroplast; mitochondrion. The record is from RefSeq and is a predicted model, not a curated record. The coding region runs from base 119 to 889 and encodes 256 amino acids. Gene Ontology annotation, molecular function: peptide deformylase activity. NCBI's taxonomy places the organism in Eukaryota, Viridiplantae, Streptophyta, Magnoliopsida, Brassicales, Brassicaceae.